AUGGACAAGGCACCAUAUUUACCACCAGCCAACCUGGAGUUCCUGGGCUCCCCCAUGCAUCGUGGGUACCUCUGUGCACAGAGGCUGAAGGGUCUAGAGAUGGGUAGACUGUCCCCCAAGCCAUUUCGACAGCGUUUUCAUAGGCAGCAGUCCCCACUGGUGCCCCACAGCAUGCGCCCACCUUUUCCAUUCACACCUCCCAGAAGAGCGGCUCCACCCUUCACCCCCAAUCAGUCUCCAGGUUUUAUGUCCCAGACUCCCUUCAGGCCAAUGUCUCCUAACAUUAGCACCCCUGUGAGGCCAAUGACCCCAAAGAUGGUCAGGAUGCAGUUUGGUCCAAUGUCUCCCAGUCCUAGCAUGUCUCCGUUCUUUAGCCCCCUAGGCAACACACUCCAGAGGUUCAAGGUUCCUGGACAUGUAACACAGCUGCAUCCCCAACAUCGCAGAAUCCUUAGUCAACGACAACGCACUCAAAGCUCCAGCCGUAAGCAGUGGGAUAGUAGAUCUGAUCCUUAUGCGAGUUUGAUGUCUCAGAAGGAGAAGGAAUGGGUGAUCAAACUGCAAAUGAUCCAGUUACAAAGUGAAAAUCCCCAUCUAGAUGACUACUACUACCAGACCUACUAUGAGAGACUGGAGCGGCGGUUAGCGGAGGAAGAAUUUUUGGGUGAGCGCAAAAAGAAGGAACCUCCUAAACUUGUCACUCCCUAUAUCCAGAAAGCGGAGACCUAUGAAUCGGUGGUUCACAUUGAAGGUUCUCUUGGACAGGUGGCAGUUUCAACCUGUUACAGCCCCAGGAGAGCUAUAGAUGCCAUUUCCUAUGUAAUGCCAGAUGAGGAUAUUAAAGCUCUUGGUUACCAGAGGCUGAGGGUGCUCAAACACAUUGAAAAGCUCUUCAUAAAGUUGCUGGAGGUGGAAGAGACUGAGAGGAAAAUACCUCACAUGCCUGAAGACCAGCAUAUCCGCUACCAACAAAAACAAAGCUACAAAGUUCAAAGCAUCUAUGAAGCGCUGAAGAUUGGAGUGUGCAGCUGUGAUGAUGAAUCAGAAAAUGAGUUUCUGCAAAUUCUGCAAGUUGGGAAGGGGAAGAAGCUGGUUGCUCGGCUCCUCCGGUUCCUCCACAGUGAACAGGCGGUGGAAAUCCUUUUGACUGUUGUCCAGCAUUUGUCCUACCUCAUAAAGAAUGACACCAAUGAAAAGUCUCUUCCAGUACUCUAUGGACCCCUAACGUCUAUAAUUAAUGAACUGCCAUUUACUGAGCUAAUCCGAGUAAUUCAAGAACUUACCAGGCCUUUGCCAGAGAGCCCAGAUUUGCCGCUUACAUUGGCGUUCCAGAACCAGUUUGGAAUCUCCCUGUUGUAUGCAUUACUGAGCCAUGGAGAGAGCCUAUUGUCUUCUGAUACACCAAUGGAGCCAUGCAUUGGGGACUUUGAAAAAUGGACUGAUACAGUUUUCCUUGUAGCAAAGGAGCUCUCUCAUGUUUCCAAAUCCUCCAUGGUGGAGCCACUCUUCCUGCCAAGCAAUUUGCUUUCCUUAUUUUGCCGUUACCUUGACAAGCAGACUAUUCAUAAACUAGAGGACAAAAUGGAGUAA
This is a messenger RNA of Staurois parvus, 1590 nucleotides long. Lineage: Eukaryota; Metazoa; Chordata; Amphibia; Anura; Ranidae. The record is from the annotation of a GenBank genome assembly.